CCUUCCGGUUGUCAGAUAGGUUUGUUCUUGACCUCCCAAGAUGGCAAGUGUACGUGCUCUGGGUGCGUUAUCUAGGAUAACAGCAAGGAGAUAUGCCCUUCUCUCAGGUUUCUCCCAUCGUACCUUCUCAGUUGCACCAGUCAUGUCAGCCAGAACCCAUGUCAGUUACGAGAUCAAAGAGGAUGUGGCAGUCAUUCGAAUUAAUGACCCAAAUUCCAAGGUCAACACACUGUCUAUCCAAAUGCAAAAUGAGAUGGCAGAAGUGAUGAGUGAAGUAUGGGCCAAUGAUGCUAUUACGAGUGCUGUCCUCAUCUCCUCCAAGCCUGGCUGUUUCAUUGCUGGUGCUGACAUCAAUAUGAUCCAGGCAUGUAACAGUGCAGAGGAGGUCACCAAACUUUCCCAGGAGGGACAGAAGAUGUUUGAGAAGAUUGAGAAAUCCCCAAAGCCUGUGGUUGCUGCCAUCAAUGGCUCCUGUCUGGGUGGGGGCUUAGAGUUUGCCAUCGCCUGCCAGUACAGAAUUGCCACCAAGAGCAAGAAGACAGUCCUUGGCACCCCAGAGGUGAUGCUGGGCCUCCUACCUGGAGCUGGUGGAACACAGAGACUCCCUAAAAUGGUGGGUGUUCCAGGUGCCUUCGACAUGAUGUUGACUGGGAGAAACAUCCGCGCUGAUAAAGCCAAGAAGAUGGGCCUCGUGCACCAACUCGUAGAUCCACUUGGUCCGGGGUUGAAGAGUCCAGAGGACAGAACGAUGGAGUACCUUGAGGAGAUUGCUGUUGAAUGUGCCAGGGGAAUAGUCAACAAGAAAAUUCCCCUCAGCAAAGAGAAAGGCUUAAUGCAGAAAGUCCAAGACUACGUCAUGAGCUUUGAGUUAGUUCGGAAACAAAUCUAUAACACUGUCCAGGGGAAAGUCAUGAAGCAGAGCAAGGGACUGUAUCCUGCCCCGCUGAAAAUAAUUGAGUGUGUGAAGGCUGGAUUGGAGCUGGGUCCAGAUGCUGGGUAUUUGGCUGAAUCACAGAACUUUGGCCAAUUAGCAAGAACCUCAGAGUCGGGUGCUCUAGUUGGCCUCUACCAUGGCCAAGUAGCAUGUAAGAAGAACCGCUUUGGUGUCCCUGAGAAGGAAGUGAAGAGUCUGGCCAUCCUGGGGGCAGGGCUGAUGGGAGCGGGCAUCGCCCAGGUGACUGUGGACAAGGGCAUCAACACCAUCCUGAAGGACACCACUGUGCAGGGCCUGGCCAGGGGAGAGCAGCAAGUCUACAAAGGCCUAAAUGACAAAGCCAGAAAGAAGAACAUCACCACUUUUGAAAGAGAUUCCAUAUUGUCCAACCUCAAAGGCCAGUUGGACUACAGCGGCUUUGAGAAGGCAGACAUGGUGGUGGAGGCUGUGUUUGAGGACCUCAGCAUCAAGCAUAAGGUCCUGAAGGAGGUGGAGGCGGUGGUCUCUCCUAACUGUAUAUUUGCCACCAACACCUCUGCUCUGCCCAUCAAAGACAUUGCAGCUGCUAGCAAGCGACCAGAAAAGGUCAUUGGGAUGCACUACUUCUCUCCAGUGGACAAGAUGCAGCUGCUGGAGAUCAUCACCACGGACCAAACCUCUAAAGACACGACGGCCGCGGCUGUGGCCGUGGGCCUGAAGCAGGGGAAGGUUAUCAUAGUUGUUGGGGACGGGCCCGGUUUCUAUACCACCAGGUGUCUGGCUCCCAUGUUGGCGGAAGCCGUCAGAGUACUUCAGGAGGGGGUGGACCCUAAGAAGCUGGACUCCCUCACCACAGGCUUCGGCUUCCCCGUGGGAGCCGCCACUCUGGCUGAUGAAGUGGGCAUUGACGUGGCCGCCCACGUGGCGGAGGACCUGGGCAAGGCCUUCGGCUCGCGCUUCGGGGGAGGAAAUGUGGAGGUUCUGAAGACCAUGGUGGAGAAGGGUUUCACGGGGCGCAAGUCAGGAAAGGGCUGCUAUGUCUACACUCCAGGCCUCAAACACAAGGACGUCAACCCUGAUAUUGAGGAGAUUCUGGAGCAAUUCAAAAUGAAACCAAACCCUGCCGUCUCUUCAGAUUCAGACAUCCAGUACCGGUUGGUGUCGCGGUUCGUCAAUGAGGCCGUGAUGUGCCUACAGGAGGGCAUCCUGAACAACCCUGUGGAGGGGGACAUUGGAGCCGUGUUUGGUCUGGGCUUCCCCCCCUGCCUUGGAGGUCCUUUCCGGUUUGUGGACUCGUUUGGUGCCGACAAGCUUGUGGAGAAGAUGAAGAGGUUUGAAGACGUUUAUGGGAAUCAUUUCACACCGUGCCAGUUACUGCUUGAUCAUGCAAAGGACUCCAGCAAGAAAUUUCACAAGUGACUUCAACCAUGUGCCACAAAAAUCUAAUAGAAUUCAUGCAGUUUACCACUAGAAUGUGCCUAUAGCUGAAAUUAAGAGAAGCGGCAUAUCCAAAUACAUUUUUACAAUUUGUCAAAUGUUGGAAUUCAUGACCAGGAACUGGUUCUGGAGAGGUUUUUGUACUUUUGAGCACUAUUAAUUUGUUUUCCUGUUGACAAUAAUCUAACUGAGUUUGGAUUUGGCAGAGAAAAAAACAGCAAGGCUGUUCAUUUAUUGCAAAUGCUAAUGCAUUUUCGAUGCAUGUGAACAGUUCUUUCUUCAAUUGGAUUGUUAAUAUAUGUUAGACUAUUGAAUGUUUAAUAAACUAAAUGAUUCCUCCAAAAAUGUGUUUAAGAUCGAACUCCAUGGUUUGGGAAGUGAUGUAUGAUUUAUUUUUGAGACAGUGAAAUAAAUUAUAUUAUUCAACCAAC
Hypomesus transpacificus is the source of this 2781-nucleotide messenger RNA. RefSeq names its product hydroxyacyl-CoA dehydrogenase trifunctional multienzyme complex subunit alpha b (gene hadhab). Gene Ontology annotation, biological process: fatty acid beta-oxidation. The record is from RefSeq and is a predicted model, not a curated record. NCBI's taxonomy places the organism in Eukaryota, Metazoa, Chordata, Actinopteri, Osmeriformes, Osmeridae. Gene Ontology annotation, molecular function: enoyl-CoA hydratase activity; long-chain (3S)-3-hydroxyacyl-CoA dehydrogenase (NAD+) activity; NAD+ binding. Bases 41 to 2332 code for a protein of 763 amino acids. The transcript has 20 exons. Gene Ontology annotation, cellular component: mitochondrion; mitochondrial fatty acid beta-oxidation multienzyme complex.